Molecule: messenger RNA, 1230 nt
Organism: Naegleria gruberi
Lineage: Eukaryota; Heterolobosea; Eutetramitea; Acrasida; Naegleriidae
Exons: 1
Coding region: 1-1230 (409 amino acids)
Source: RefSeq, a predicted model, not a curated record
AUGUCCCAAGAUCACUCAACUUCAUUACAAUUAACUACUGAUCAGACAAAUUUAAAAAGUAUUAUUUGUAGAGCUCUCGAAAAAAGUGAGAUAUUCAGACAGCGUUUCGCUGAGAAAUUCCAUCAAACAACUCUGGAAAAUUUGUGUAUUAAAAGUUCUGCCAUCGAUAAUGGCAUUAGUAACAAGAUUUUCACAAUUGAAUUAUCCUCAUCUUCUCCCUCAUUAGUAGAAACAGCAAUCGAGAAAAAUUCGAUCUGGAGCUGCAUGGAAGUGAUCCUUAAAAUUACUUCUGACAAGUCCACAAAUAUUCCUUCAUUAUUUAACAAGACACUGAAUGAGGCAUGUAUUAUGAAAUUCCUACAUGCCAAUCUUGCUCAUCAAUUUAAAUCUCCAACAAUUUAUGAUCAUACAGAUGGGAAUGGGAAGGGAGAAAGUGAAAUGGAUUACAUUCUGAUGGAGAAAUGUGAAGGAAUGGCCUUGAAUUUGAUUUAUGAUGAAUUGAGUGAUGAGGAGAGAAGAUUGCUCAUUUCACAUAUAAGUGAGAUGAGAGGUAAAUUAUGUGAAUUUGCAUUCAUUCCAGAGGAUUCUCAUGGAAACUUAAAGGAAACUCUAUUUGGAUCAGUGCUAGAUAUUAAGGUAGUUAAUGAUAAGGUUGCUCAUGUCACUGUUGGAAGAAAUAGUGAUGGAGAUGGACCAUUUGAAUCAUUUUCAGACUUUUUAAUUGCUAAUUUUGAAAAAAGGAUUGAAGAAAUGCUCAAAGAUGAAAGAGUUUCGUCUCUAGUUUACAAUUUUCAACAAUUAGUGAAGUAUCUGAAAGAGAAACCUCUUUCUAUUUCUUCAGAUUUAUAUCAAUUAUGUCACAUUGAUUUGACCCCAAAUAAUGUUAUUGUCAAUCCUUCCACCAAUCACAUUACUGGCAUAAUUGACUGGGAAUGGGGAGUAAUGACUCUCUUAGAUAUGGACAUUAAUGAAUUAAUGACAUGGACAAGAAAUGAUCAAGAAAUAUCCUUCCUCAAAGAAUGUCUCCACCAGCACAUUCCCCAAAUUGGUAAAAACUCGAAUUUUUGGGAGGAAUUUGAAGGGAGAAGAAAAUUAUUUCUAGCACUGGAUUGGGCCAUUCGAUUAUCAAGUUACAAGAAUUGGUUUAGAAAUGAUGAAACAGAGGCAGAAUCAUUCAUUGUGAAGGCAUUGGAAAAUACCAAGCAGUUUUUUAUGGAAAAUUCAUUCUAA